AUGGAUAAUUCAGACAAACCGUUUCAAAUUAUGAGCUCAACUUUGAAUGAGAUGCGUCUGGAGGGCGACUUUAUUGAUGCCGAAAUCAGAGUUCAAAAUGCCACUUUUCCGAUCCACAAGGUCAUCCUUGCUAAUUGCAGCCCGUACUUCAGGGAUCUGUUUUCCCGCCAAACUGUUUACACAGUUUCUGAAUAUUCACCUGAAAUUAUGCAACUCAUCAUCGAGUUUGCAUAUACCAAUACGGUUUUGGUGACAGAUGACAAUGUGGAGGAACUUUUCUGUGCAGCGGAUCAUUAUGGUAUUGCCGGCCUAAUUCAUGCCUGCAUCACCUUCUUGGAAGAGCACCUCUGCCCGCAGAAUUGCAUCAACAUCUGUCAUUUGGCUGACAAGCUCGGUUACGCAGAGCUUGGACACAAGGCCUACAACUUCCUCUUUGACCAUUUUGAAUCAUGUAUUGAUUCUUCUGGGUUCCUCCAGCUCUCACUGGAGGAACUGAAGGAUAUCAUCAAGAAAGAUGAAGUCAUUGUGAGAGAGGAGAGUAUAGUGCUUGAAGCUAUCCUGCGCUGGAUCGCUCACUCACCAAACCAACGAAACAGCCACAUUUUUGUCCUGCUGUCUAAGGUCCACCUGCCUUUGUGUAGCACUGAAUACUUAAGGAACAACAUUGAAUCCGUGAUUCAUAGAGACCCUCACUUCAUCAAUGUUUCUGGCUGUCCACGCUUCCCCACCGCCAUCUUGUUUGCAACUGGAGGAUGGCAUGAUGGCCGGCCAACAAGCGAAAUCGAAGUGUAUGAUAUCUGUGCAGACCGUUGGGUUGAUUUACCGAACAGUCUGGAGGAAACUUGUGCAUACCACGGUACUGUUUUCCUGGAUGGAUCACUGUACUGCGUUGGUGGCUACAAUGGUGUGGCGCAUUGCAAGACCCUCAGGUUUGACCUGAGCACCCGCAUCUGGCAUAGAGAAGCACAAAUGCAGGUACCCAGAUGCUACGUUAGUGUUUGCGUGCUGAAUGGGCUCAUCUAUGCCAUGGGAGGAAACGACGGGAUUGCCACGCACAACAGUGCCGAGCGGUACGACCCUCAAACCGAUCGUUGGACUUUUAUUGCACCCAUGCACGAGCGACGGAGUGAAGCUAGUUGCGCCGUUCUCUAUGGCAAGGUGUACAUCUGUGGUGGAUUGAACAGGACCCUUCAUUACCUCUCAUCUGCUGAAUUUUACGACCCAGAGACCGAUCGUUGGACAGAAAUUGCCCCAAUGACGAGCCAGCGCGGUGGCCUUGGAGUCGUUGCCCAUGGAGGAUGUAUUUAUGCUGUGGGGGGUAAUGAUAGAACCAGCCGUUUGAGAAGUGCAGAGGUGUACAGUUUAGACACUCACAGAUGGGCUCCACUUCCUUCAAUGCACGUCCCCCGCAGUAAUUUUGGAAUCGAGGUCCUAGAAGACAUGAUUGUUGUGGCUGGUGGCUUCGAUGGAUCCCGCAUCAUCAACACUGUGGAGUGCUACAACAUCAGAGCUGCUCAGUGGUCCAUGAUGAUGGACAUGGGCACCUCUCGUUGUGGGCUGAGCUGUUGCGUGGUGUCUGGAAUCCCCAACAUGCGGGAGUAUGUCCCUGUGCGUGACCAGCCACAGGAUUAUGACAUGGAGGAGGAUUUGUGUCUGCCCACAAAACCCCUGCAAGCCAAAUCUGAGCCCACCAAAGUCAGCACAGCCACAAUGAUGACUGAAGACCUCUCACAGGAGACAGAGGAGCGAGAAUGUCUAAAGCUGGAAAAUGAAGCUCUGAAGUUCACUAUGGAGAAAGAACUGGCACCUGUGAAGUUACAGUGUGCUGAAGAACUGAAAGCCAAGUGCGAAAACUACCAGAAACAACUGGAAGCUCAGCAGAAAAUCAUGGAGAAAGAGCGGGAAGCUUUGAAGGCACAGUUUGAUGAAGAAAUGAAAGCCAAACAGCAAAAUUACCAGAAACAACUGGAUGCCCACAAGACAGAGUACAGACAAGAAAUGAAAGCGAAGCAAGAACUUCUACGAGAUUUGCUGGAAGCUCAGAUGAGGAUUUUGGAGAAAGAACUGGUAGCUGUCAAAGUACAGUUUGAACUGCAAAAGCAAAACUACCAGAAACAACUGCAACAGUCUGAGUGCAGAAAAGAAAUGAAACGGGAAGAAGCCCAACACCAAGAAGAACUGGAGGCACAGGAGUCCAGAUUCAAAAAGAUGAUCAAAUCUAAGACGGACAAAGCCUGGGUCUACAUCUUUAGUGGUGUUUGUCUUGUUGCUGGGUUCUUGUCAGCAAAGUUUCUGACAAAUUAA
Molecule: messenger RNA, 2304 nt
Organism: Thalassophryne amazonica
Lineage: Eukaryota; Metazoa; Chordata; Actinopteri; Batrachoidiformes; Batrachoididae
Product: kelch-like protein 10
Exons: 5
Coding region: 1-2304 (767 amino acids)
Molecular function (GO): protein binding
Source: RefSeq, a predicted model, not a curated record